Messenger RNA from Lolium rigidum, 1403 nucleotides. Its product is annotated as succinate dehydrogenase [ubiquinone] iron-sulfur subunit 1, mitochondrial. NCBI's taxonomy places the organism in Eukaryota, Viridiplantae, Streptophyta, Magnoliopsida, Poales, Poaceae. The record is from RefSeq and is a predicted model, not a curated record. Bases 60 to 1175 code for a protein of 371 amino acids. Gene Ontology annotation, molecular function: 2 iron, 2 sulfur cluster binding; electron transfer activity; structural constituent of ribosome. Gene Ontology annotation, cellular component: ribosome; mitochondrion. Gene Ontology annotation, biological process: translation; tricarboxylic acid cycle; aerobic respiration. The transcript has 2 exons.
UCCCAAAAGAACAGGAGGAAAAAAAAAAGCAGAGCGAGCUACGCGAGCCCCCAAAUCCGAUGGCCGCCGCCGCCCUCCUCCGCCGCUCGCCGGCGGCGCGCGUCCUCCUCUCGCCGGCCCUCUCCUCCCGCCUCGUCGCCUCCAAGCCCCACUCCUCCUCCCCCGCCCCGCCACCACCCCCCGCCUCCACCACCACCAAGACCUUCUCGAUCUACCGCUGGGACCCGGACUCCCCGUCCACCAAGCCGCACCUCAAGGACUACAAGAUCGACGUCGCCGACUGCGGGCCCAUGGUGCUCGACGCGCUCAUCAAGAUCAAGAACGAGCAGGACCCCUCGCUCACCUUCCGCCGCAGCUGCCGCGAGGGCAUCUGCGGCAGCUGCGCCAUGAACAUCGACGGCGACAACGGCCUCGCCUGCCUCACCAAGAUCAACGCCGACAAGGCCUCGGGGGCCUCCACCAUCUCGCCGCUCCCGCACAUGUUCGUCGUCAAGGAUCUCGUCGUCGACAUGACCAACUUCUACAACCAGUACAAGAGCGUCGAGCCCUGGCUCAAGCGCAAGGACCCGCAGUCGCCCGACAAGAAGGAGAUCCUGCAGUCCAAGGCCGAACGCGCAAAGCUCGACGGCAUGUACGAGUGCAUCCUAUGCGCAUGCUGCUCCACGUCAUGCCCGUCCUACUGGUGGAACCCCGAGGAGUAUCUUGGACCCGCCGCGCUGCUCCAUGCCAACAGGCUUCCGCUGUGGGGGACGCUAAUCAAACCAAAACCCAACAUGUUCAUGCACGUACAAGCUCGAGGAUAUCAUGGGACGCUAACCAAACCAAAACCCAACAUGUCCAUGCACGUCCAAGCUCGAGGAUAUCAUGGGACGAUAUCAGAGAAGAGAAACUUGAGGGAUCACAAACGUAGAUUGCUUGCAGCAAAAUAUGAGCUGAGAGGAAAGCUGUAUAAGUCAGUCUGUAGGGACCCUGAUCUGCCGUCAGAUAUGCGUGAAAAGUUUCGCGAUAAGUUGUCCAAGCUGCCAAGAAAUAGUAACAUGACACGCCUUAGGAACCGCUGUAUUUUCACGGGCCGCUCUCGUGGUGUCUACAAGAAAUUCCGCAUGUCUCGUAUCGUGUUCCGCACCUUGGCAAAUAAGGGUGAAAUUAAUGGUGUUAAGAAGGCGUCUUGGUAGAUGUAACAGGACGGUAGAACAAAGAACUAGCUCUGCUGUAGUCCAGUGAAAUAAAGGUUGCCUCUGUGCAAUCUUUCAGUGUUUGAUCCCUGAAACUACCUGUCAAGUUUUUUUUGCCAGCAACGGAUGUGUUUUUUUUCUUUUAAUUUCUUUAUCUAGCUGAACACAUGUAAUGUAUUGUUUUCCAUGCUAUUAAGCAUUUAUGAAGCUAAAGAUUUGAUUGUCCAA